AUGUCAGCAGACGAGCUUCUCCGAACCACCGUGACCCUUUCUCCGGACCCUGCCACCUACAGACCAAGACCAUCCUCUGAAAGGACUCAGGAAAUUUCGUAUUUGUUGACAAGUGUCUUCAAAGACCUAUACUCCGGUGAAGUCAUCGGGAAAGACACAGGAGCCAACCUGAUAAAGUCGAGAGGUGGAGACAAUCCUUUCCACCAGAUGUUUGUAGAUGAACUGGAAAAGAUUCGUGGGGAGUAUGAACAUCGACUGGCAGAAGCUGAUAGGGUAGAAAAACACAUUAUUGAGGCGCGCGCCCGGGCUUCUGCGGAAGAAGAGCGGAUCCUUAACCGAUUGAAAGAGGAGGCCGGAGAGGCGUUUGAGUCUCUGGGGUUACCCCCAGUGGCGUCGUACUUCAGGUGGUGCGUAGACAGCGACCUUCUAAAGAAACAUAAACUUAUCUCGCCAGAUGAUUAUAUAACAGAUGUUACUCCUGUCACCAAGGCACCCAAAGGCAAACCAGAGCCUUCUUUUUGCAAGGAGACCUUCAGCUUUCACCAGCACAUUUCUAGAAGCCCAGUCGAUGAUGGCUACACAGAGUUCCCGAUUCCAGAACCGGAAUGUGAGAGACGUACCUUAGAAUCCUCUUCGUCCUCCCUAACGUUAUUAUCAACCUCAGACAUUGAAGAUCAGAACAAGAAGAAAUCUACCAAAAAAUCCACAUCAGGAAAACCGCGCUCGUGGAAACAGACGAUGAGCACAGAAGACAAGGAGAGAGAGCGAUCCCACCUGGCCAGGCUAGAAAAAAGGCACAAUUUCCUGAAAAAUCCUCGUUUUUUGCACGGGCGCUCGCUCAUCGCUCCAGCCAAGAAAACCGAAAAAAUAAUAUCUGGAAGAAAAAGAGUCGUGCAAGAAAGUAAUCCGUACGAGCCGGUGUUUAUUCCCAACCCACCCGUGGUCUUCUUUCCGGACUAUGAAGUUGGCCGGAUCUACGAGACGACGGUGGAAUUAAGGAAUAUGACUGCUUCCAGCCGCCACGUCAGAGUCAUCCCUCCAUCCACCCCGUAUUUCUCCAUCGGCCUGGGAAAGUUUCCAGGGGAAGGAGGCAUCGUGGCUCCGGGAAUGAGCUGCCAUUACACCGUUCGCUUCAUUCCGGACAGUCUCGCCGAUUUUGAGGAUUUUCUACUAAUUGAGUCCCAAGCUCCGUAUCCGGUACUUGUUCCCAUCGAAGCAAGACGUCCACCGCCGGUUUUAACACUGCCUCACACCUUGGACUGCGGUCCUUGCUUAGUGGGCGGAGUUAAGGUCAUGGAGUAUUUCUGCCGCAACGAGGGAAUGAGCCGCGGACGCUUCUGCGUCAUGCCCAAGAGCGCGUGGCCUCCGGCUAACUUUCGGAGCGUGGCUACAGCUGGCUUUGUGGAGGAAGGCCCAUUUGGAAUUCAGCCUGCUCUGUUUGAACUGUACCCUGGUCAAGAGAUAGCUAUUGAGGUCGUUUUCUUUCCAUCUUCUCCUGAAAAAUACAACCAUGUUUUUACCGUCGUUUGUGAUAACUGCCAGGUUAAGGAUAUCACACUAACAGGGUACGGAGAGAUGGUGGGCCUGGAGUUGGUGUCGGUGAGUGGUGGAGACAAUGAGACAGCAGCCGAGGAUCUAUCGGACCUCUCAGGCAAACACCUGCUACGAUUCCCACCAACCAACCCGAGCUCCAGCGUGCAGAAGAGUCUGGCAAUAAGGAACACCACACACGUGGCUCUUCCUUACUACUGGCAGAUCAUCGACCCAAAUUUACAAACCAGAAAACCUGAAGAAGGCACCAAACUCAACUUCAACGAGGAUACCAAACCAGCUUUUAGCUUGAGUCCAACGCAAGGCGUCCUUCAACCUCAUGAAGUCCACACGUUCACAGUAACCUACUGCCCCACAGAGGUGGCGGAUUAUCACAGUGUCGCUCAGUUGCUGCUCCAGGACAUCCCAUGGCCCCCUAGUGCAGAAAAGAAGGGUCUGGCGGCUCUGUCCGAGCUGGAACCUACAGCGAAUGAUGUCAUUGCCCUGGACGUGGACUUCAAAGGAGUCUCUGAGCCGUUUAACGUAUUGUUGGAUCCAUACAUCAUCAUCUUCCCGGGAGAAACCUUUAUAGGCUCGACAGUGAGAAAGCCAUUUGUGAUGUGGAAUAAUAGCUGCUCUGCUAUUAACUUCAAAUGGGAAACCGCUACAUCCCGCAACAUCGUUCAGAUUGUACCAAAGACUGGAACUAUUGAGUCGAAGAAAUACGGUGACUUUGAGCUGAUUUUGAGCGGAGGGCAGAUCGGAUCCGUCAGUCAUGAGAUUGAGUGUUUCAUAGAGCAUUCUCCGGAGCCGGUGGUCCUGGGGGUCGCGGCCGCUUUCAAGGGGCCGGUUGUGGUUUUGGAUCUCCCGUCGCUCAGCUUGGGUCUGAUGAAGCUGGGCAGUAGAACACGAAGCGUCCUCACUCUUGCGAAUACCGGUCCAUUGGCGGCCAAAUGGAGUCUGCAGGAGAGCGGGGCCUGUCUGACAGCACGGGGAGAGGAGGAAUCCCAGUUCUGUAUUACCCCGAAUGGCGGGGAAUUGCCCCCGCUUAGUACAACCCAAGUGACGGUUGUGUUCCAGCCGCGGGUUUGUCAGAAGCUGGAGACAGUUCUGGAGCUGGAGGUGGAACAUGGAGAACCAAGUUAUCUGCCCAUCUCGGCCGUCAUCCAGACCCCGCGGCUCUGCCUCCUGACGAGUACCCUGGAGUUCAGGGAGAUUUAUGCAGGGGUCCCAGCGCAGGCCACCGCGAAGAUCUUUAACCAGGGGCUUUUACCUGCAAGGUUUUCCUGGGGAGAGUUAACUGGUGGCCAUUCCACGCACUGCGUGGCCACAAUCUCACCGGCAACUGGGACCUUGGGACCGAACGAGGAGGCUGAUCUGCAGGUGGAGGUGACGGCUCUUACACUGGAUGAAUUCAGCGACGUUGCUUUCCGCUGCACCGUUGAAGACAUGGCAGAGCCUCUCGUCUUACAAAUAAAAGCAAAAGCUCGCGGCCUGCACGUCACGUACUCUCUAACCGCGGAAGGAGACAGUUUACAGGGAACGCCUUCUACCCCCGAGGAGCUGCUGUUAGAUUUCGGGUCAGAGGUGGCUCUACAUAGCGCUGCACAGCGGCAACUGAUCCUGACCAAUCACACUGCCAUUCCGGCCCCUUUCACGCUCCGCGCUGCGUAUUUCAGCGGCUCCCGUGCCCCAAAAACUCAAGAAAAUGACUUAUCCACAGAUUCUCUCAUACAGAGGACGGCUCGGUUUGCAGAACAGUCAGCGAGCAAAGCCCAGGCCGAAUUUAGAGCGGCGGUGCUGUCCGACGGGAAGGGAGCGGCAUUUAUCCCGCAGCCGGAGUCCGGCACGUUGGGACCUUUUCAGAAGAUGUGCAUCCAAGUGACGGCGUUCAGCAGCGUGUGGGGGGAGUACUCGGACGAGCUCGUCUGCACGGUCGGCGACCUCGCGCCCAAGCAAAUCCCCAUGAGGAUGACGGUGAAAGGAUGCCCGAUUUAUUUCCAGAUGACCGGUCCGAGGCCAGACAGACAGACAGAAGGACCGGUGAUAAGGUUUGGGAGCCACAUAUCCGGUGGAGACACCAUUUCCCGCUGUCUGCGCAUUAAUAAUCCGAGCCCUUGCGAUAUUCGCAUAGAUUGGGAAACAUACAACAGAGAAGAGGAUGAUUCCAAGCUGGUGGACCUGCUGCUGCUUUAUGGAGACCCCUUUCCGCUGAAGGACAUGGAUGGGAAUGAAAUUGUCUGCCGUGGAGAUUCCCCACUCCAGAGUUCCCCAGUGAACUGGGAUAGGAUCCCGAGUACAUGCGGAAGCGUCUCCCGAUCUUCUAGCAGAGACUCCAAUAACCAAGAAGGUGUGGAGGAGACUGAAAAUGUAGAAGACAAACAAGAUGCUCAUUACGACAUGGAACCACCUCCCGAGGAUAAAUUAAUAUCCGUUAUCCUGCGUCCACAUGAGGGCGUGGCCUCUGAUUACCCAUACUGCAUCACACCGAAACAGAUAAUUGUCCCAGCAGGAGGCAGCAGCCUCAUUCACGUGUCCUUCACCCCACUAAUGUUGUCCGGGGUCACCAAUAAGAUUGAAUGCAGCGGCUUUGCCCUGGGGUACAUGAGCUUGGACGACAAGUCUGCGCUGGAAGUGCCUGGGAAGGUGAGGCGGCCACAUGGCUACGGACUGGAACCGAUAAGAAUGGAGCUCCGAGCCUUUGUGAUGCCGGCGUUGCUGACUGUAGAAAUUGAAGAUGAUGACGAUGAGGAUGGUCUGGUGUUUUAUUCGGCAGCCAGCGACCUCAUACCAGAAAGCCGCACACCUCAGAUUUUGACAGAAUCUGUAACUAUCAGAAACCUGAAGCUGGUGAACGUCACCCAAACACCCAUCUUCUUCCGCCUGCUCCUGAACAAACCGUUCGCCGUCACCGCUAUCGACCCAAAUAAUAGCAUGAAGACGUCCCAGAGCGAGCGCGAGGAGCAGCUCGGACAGAUGGUCCUCCAUCCGCAGCAGAACGUCCGGGUUAAGGUCUCCUUCUGCAGCACCCUGGAGCUAUUGAUGUACCAGAAGCUGCCGGCCGACCAGUUGCCUCUCGGGGUCCGGUUACUGGAGUCAGAGAACGGAGAGAAGAAACUGAGUUUUAGUGAGCAGCUGGUGAUUGAGUACAGCAACAAGAGCGUUCAGCUCGUCCCUCUGCGCGCGUUCCUCGCUUUGCCGGUGCUGGAGUCGUCCUGCCGGUCGGUUGAUUUCGGGACGUGCUUCGUGGGACAGACAAGGACACGUGACGUUUAUCUACUGAAUAAGAGCGCAUCCAAAAGCUUCUGGACAGCCCUAAUAGAUAAGCAGAACGAUCCGUCAGCGCAGGAAAUUUUCUCCGUGUCUCCCGGCAGCGGGACGCUCGGCCCCCGUGUCAGCCAUGCGUCGGCGAGCACACAGAUGAUACAGAUCACCUUCACCGCGAGGACGAACGCUGAAUACGAGACCACAGUCGUGAUCCACGGGAAGUUAGGAGAGAAUCCGACGAAACUUCACGUUAAAGGGCGAGGAUCGUACGAUGAGAAAUACGAAGCUUAACGUGAUGCGAAAAUAAACGAUUUGUGGCUCAUGGGGGGGAAUAAAUCAAAUGUAUAGAGAGGCAACGCUCCACCCUCUAUACAUUAACCUGUACAUUUAA
Molecule: messenger RNA, 5188 nt
Organism: Spea bombifrons (plains spadefoot toad)
Lineage: Eukaryota; Metazoa; Chordata; Amphibia; Anura; Pelobatidae
Gene: DLEC1
Product: DLEC1 cilia and flagella associated protein
Exons: 38
Coding region: 1-5088 (1695 amino acids)
Biological process (GO): intracellular signal transduction; negative regulation of cell population proliferation; lipid metabolic process
Molecular function (GO): phosphatidylinositol-4,5-bisphosphate phospholipase C activity
Source: RefSeq, a predicted model, not a curated record